AUGGCUCCGACCAAUCGGCUGUCGCCGUGGCGGACGGCUCCAGCACCGCUGCUGCUUCUCGCCAUCGCUUCCUGUUUCCUGUCCGAGUCAGCCGCGACCACACCCUUCCCCAAAGACCUGCAGCCAAUCAGCGUGGUCCACUCGGAGCAGUCCUACCAGUUUCCGGGGUUUCAGGGUCUUCUUCAGGACAACGACACGCUGCGUCUGGGUCUGGACUUCCAGAGGCUGCUACGUGUCAACCACAUGUUGUACAUCGCUGCCAGGGAUCAUGUGUUUGCCGUGAACCUGACGACGGCUUCAGCCCACUUCGUCCCACAGCUGAAGCUGACGUGGCACUCCAAAGACGUCAGCAAGUGUACAGUGAGAGGGAAGAACAGCGACGAGUGCUACAACUAUGUCAAAGUGCUGGUGCCGCGAAAUGACGAGACGCUGUUUGCCUGCGGGACCAACGCCUUCAACCCCACCUGCCGAAACUACAAGAUGACAUCCUUGGAGCAGGUCGGAGAGGAAGUGGUCGGUCAGGCUCGCUGUCCCUUUGAGUCCGGACAAUCCAACGUUGGACUGUUCGCUGGCGGAGAUUUCUACUCGGCCACCAUGACGGACUUCCUGGCCAGCGACUCGGUCAUCUACAGAAGUCUCGGAGACGGCCGACCGGUGCUCAGGACCGUGAAGUACGACUCCAAGUGGCUCCGAGAGCCUCACUUUCUGCACGCCAUCGACUACGGAAACUACGUCUACUUCUUCCUCAGUGAGAUCGCAGUGGAGUACACCGCCCUGGGCAAGGUGGUGUUUUCCCGAGUAGCCCGUGUUUGUAAGAAUGAUAACGGAGGGUCUCCCCGAGUCCUGGAGAGAUACUGGACUUCUUUCCUUAAGGCUCGUCUGAACUGUUCGGUUCCCGGAGAUUCGUUCUUCUACUUCGACAUUCUUCAGUCUCUCACCAACGUGCUGCAGAUCAACCAGAGACCGGCUGUGGUCGGAGUCUUCACCACACAGGCAAACAGUAUUCCCGGCUCAGCAGUUUGUGCUUUCUACAUGGACGACAUCGAGAAAGUUUUCAACGGGAAGUUCAAGGAACAGCGGACCAGCGACUCUUCCUGGACUCCCGUACUGGACGAGCAAGUUCCCCGACCGCGGCCCGGGACGUGUGCCGGUGACGGUGCUGCUGCGGACUACAAGUCGUCGGUUCAGUUCCCCGACGAAACGCUGACGUUCAUCAAGUCGUUCCCUCUGAUGGACGAAGCUGUUCCCUCGGUCAACGACCGACCCUGCUUCACCCGCACAGCCAGCAGGUCCAAGCUGACCCAGAUCGUGGUGGACGUGUCGGCCGGACCCUACAAGGACCGGACCGUGAUGUUCCUGGGCUCGGACGACGGCCGGGUCCUGAAGGUUUUGGCCAGCACGCACCCCAACGACAGCUUCGGAUCCAAACUGCUGGAGGACAUCGACGUGUACAACCCGUCCAAGUGUAACGUUCAGGGCCAGGAGGACAGGAGAGUUCUGGGACUGGAGCUGGAUAAAGACCACCAUGCUCUGUUCGUAGCCUUCAGCAGCUGUGUGAUCAGAGUGCCGCUCAGCCGCUGCACGCAGCACGCCGCCUGUAAGAGAGCCUGCCUUGCCUCCCGUGACCCAUACUGCAUCUGGCUGUGGACCGGGAGUUGUGCCAACAUGGCUCCAGGUUUCAAGGCCGGGUUUGAACAGGACAUCGAGGGCGACCACUCGCUUCACCCCGACAGCUGCCGCGCUGAUGUGAUGGCGACCACACGGAAACAGGAGGCCGCCGGCGCUGCAGCUGACUACGGUGUCAGCCGUCUUCCGGAGAUGGACCAGCGCGCCGCCGCUAACGUCCACUACACGCUGCUGAUCGCCUGCGUGCUGGUGGCCUUCUGCCUGGGCGCCAUCUUGUCGGGUUUCCUGGUGUCGUGCUACUGCGGCCGCAGCGCCGCCCAGCGGGCGCGGAGGCUGGGGAAGGACCCCGAGGUGUCGCUGCCGCACGCCCUGUCGCUGCGAUCCCUCGCCAAGCUCAACGGGCUGCUGGAUGGUCAGCCGAAGGAGGACAAACAUGACGUGUCCACCCCGAAGAUGUACAGCUCCUUUAUCCCCAAGGGGGGGGGCGAGCCUCAUCUGCACACGCCGGGACACCCGGGCCUGGUGCUGGGAGACCCCGACCUCAGCCUGUCCCAGUCUCUGUCUCAGGCCGAGGGCGAGCUGUCCGGUCUGCCCACACCUGACUCCACGCCCGAGCUCCCCAUCAAGAGCAUGAAGGCGCUGCGUCACCAUCAGUACGAGAGGAACCACAACGGCAACAACGCCUCGGACGCCAGUCCUCUCCACGGCGGCCCCAGCUGCUCCGCGUCCAGCCUGGGCUUCAUGGCCGUGGUCGGGAACGCCGGGACCCAGCCGCCGACGUUUCCCUUCCCGCGUCACCACGGCAACAGUCUCAGCAACGGCGCGGCACACGGAGCGGGCGCCUCUUCCACUUCGCUGCACCUCCCGGAGGAGAGGAAGGUCUGUGAUGAGCGGGCGGCCGGCGCUGGGGGCGGCCCCGCCCACCCCCAUCACCACCACUCCCAGCAGUCCCUCCCGCAGGCGGUCGUGGACGUGUCGGCGCUGGACGAGCUGCUCAAACACAUCCACGAGGUCAGCGCGUCGGGCACGGGCGGCAUCAAAGUCCUCACCUCCACGUCCUCGUCCUCCCUGUUCCCCGGGCCGUCCGCCACGGGCCAUAACCAUAGCAACCACCACCACCACCACCACAACAACCACCACCACCAUCACGGACAGACACGCACGCACCACUACAACCACAACAACCACCACCACCACAACAGCAGCAGCAGCAGCAGUAGUAGCGUUCAGCCACAGCAGAUCCCAGAGACAGAGUAUUACAGCACCACCACGCUGCCGAGGGACUGCGUUCCCAAACGGUUGGACGCCAUGCCCCAAAACUCAGCGUCGUCCUCCGCCAACGUGCCGUCUUCCUCGUGCACGCCGCUCCAGCGGCAGACGAUCCCGGAGACGCCCGUGACGCGCCACUUGUCGCAGCGCCAUUCGCUCAUCAAAAUGGGCAGUGCAGGCGGUGGAGUGCCGCGCCACCACAGCUUCAACCAGCACGCGCACUUCCUGGCCCGGAUGAACACCAACAACAGCAGCAGCAACGGGCCGCCGGGCGCCAACGCAACCACAAACGGCGCCAGGCAGCGUGCGUCUGUGGCGUCCGCGGCUUGCCUGACGCGCCAGCACAGCUACAGCGAAGGGCCGAACUCGCAGCGGGCAGCCGCGGUCGUCCGCAGAUCGGUGUCUCUCAAACCCCAAGUCCCGCCAAAGCCACUGUUCCUCCCGAACGCGGCGGCAGCGGCGGCGGCUUCGUCGCCGGUAGCAGAGGCGGGAAAGUACAAAUACUGAAACUUUGUAACGGGGAGAAAGUGCCGCACGUCAUACUCAGAUUCUAGUCAGAAUAUGAGUCUGAUUCUGCUCCGUUGGGCUGGGUUUAUGGGCGCCUUGUUUCAACCCUAACCAGGAAAGAAAGAAAAUGCCUCUGCACUCAAUUGGAUAAACCUACAACCAAUCAGAGCAAUGGAGACAGACAGUCACAGAAGCUGCAAGUCAAAGGCAGGCAAAAGGCAGAGGUCGGCAGUUUCCGUGUCGUGUGCGGUAGCAGAGGCGGGAAAGUACAAAUACUGAAACUUGUAAGGGGAGAAAAGUGCCGCGCGUCAGAUGUCUGCACGUCGGACGCAAAAUGUACGCAAGAAAGGACAAAACGAGCAGCCUGACGUGGUCAGACUCAGAUUCUAGUCAGAAUCUGAGUCUGAUUCUGCUCCAUUGGGCUGUGGUUAUUGGGGUUGUGUUUCAACCCAACCAGGAAAGAAAGAAAAUACCUCUGCUCUCAAUUGGAUAGAACCUACAACCAAUCAGAGCAAAGGAUAGACCUACAAACCAAUCAGAGCAAACGGAGACGGACGACACAGAAGCUGCGAGUCAAAGGCAGGCUCCUCUUUUAAAAUCAUCUUUGUUGUAAAACGAAGUCCAGACCGAACGAAUGUUGUGUGGGCGGGGCUAAGUUCGGGCUGGCAUCCAGGCUACAAAGUGAGAGCGUCGAUGAGACGAAAGAAGAGACUUCCGAGCCUGUUUGUCCGCCAACGUUCCUCGUUACUACCCUCUUUCAGUUGUUGGUUAUCUUCCCGCUGGGAGGCCACCACCCUUGCUGCCUCUCUUGAGUCACAACUGCUGCUUUCGCUCGCAGAGCAGAGCCGACAGAAAAGAGCCACAGAGACGCUCGAAAGAUUGACCCAAAAACAAGCGAGUGGCGACUUUCUCCCUCUCGACAUACUUGCGGAGCAACAAACCGACUCAAGACGAGCCAGAGAAAAACAUUCCAGAAAGCAGGGCGAAAGUUGUUAAAUGAUUAAAAAAAAAAAAAGGGAGUCCCCAAGGCUGCGAGAUGGCCUGGAAAAUAAAAAUCCUUGAUUAAUGCAGUUUUCUUACGAGCGCUUUGAUCUGAUGUCCCCGGUUAUUGCACCUUGGCACGGGGCCCGGGUUUUUUCUUUUUGCAAAUACUUGCAGAAAAGCUGGAAAAUCAGACAUGAACUGAGUCUGGGACCACUGGGAGUGUUUGGGACAUUUCUGCAGGACUUUGAGUCAAACGGAAAGGGAAAUCAAAGGGAAAAAAAAUCAUACAAUAUGUCAAAAAAAAUGCCCAGAGGGUAAUUCUUUUAUUUUUUUUUCUCCUUUUGAAAAUCUGUUUUUACGCCUGAUGUGGAUCAGCGCUCUGCGGCUUUAAGUCACAACACACACACACACACACACACACAGAGACAUAAAACACACACACGCACACACAUAGAGACACACACAC
Messenger RNA from Perca flavescens (yellow perch), 4852 nucleotides. RefSeq names its product semaphorin-6D. Gene Ontology annotation, biological process: neural crest cell migration; axon guidance; semaphorin-plexin signaling pathway. Gene Ontology annotation, molecular function: semaphorin receptor binding; chemorepellent activity. The record is from RefSeq and is a predicted model, not a curated record. Bases 1 to 3402 code for a protein of 1133 amino acids. The transcript has 21 exons. NCBI's taxonomy places the organism in Eukaryota, Metazoa, Chordata, Actinopteri, Perciformes, Percidae. Gene Ontology annotation, cellular component: plasma membrane.